This is a messenger RNA of Trematosphaeria pertusa, 1152 nucleotides long. RefSeq lists its product as uncharacterized. The record is from RefSeq and is a predicted model, not a curated record. The coding region runs from base 120 to 728 and encodes 202 amino acids. The transcript has 2 exons. NCBI's taxonomy places the organism in Eukaryota, Fungi, Ascomycota, Dothideomycetes, Pleosporales, Trematosphaeriaceae.
AGCUCACUCUACAGCUUCAGAUCCCCUCAAUUCCUCAAACCAAGACUCAAUUGACUGCCUAGAGCGUCCCUAACUCUUCCUCUCCCUCCUUUCCUCUACCCUUCAAGAAGUUCGUCAAGAUGGGGGCGCUCGCCAUCCUCCCGCAGCCGCUCUGCCCAUCGGCCCUGCCCGUCGGCCAACUCGUCUCCAAGACGUCGAAGCUCGCGCCGUCGACGCUCGAAGACCGCGACUACGACGACAUCGGCACGCGCUGGUACAAGGACGUCAUCCUCUACAACACGGCGUCCGGCCGCUUCGUCGAGUCGCUCGGCGGCACGCACCUCGUGCAGAAGACGCUGGACAAGGGCACCGAGGCCGGCACCAUCGAGGCGGAGGAGCAGCGUGUGCGGUUGCUGAAGGACCCUAGCGCCGCGCUGAAGAAGGUGCUGCAGGCGGAGGAGGCGAAGCAGUGGCUGAAGGAGAAUGCGGAGGCGGGAUUCGUGGUUGCCACGCGCGAGGUUACGAAUGCGAGCUACAGGCGGGCGCGGCUGGUGGAUGUCGGCAAUGGCAACUGGGAGGUCGUCAGGGAGGUCGGCGGGGAGGGCAAGGAUGGGAAGAGGAGGGAUAGCGGGCUGGAUGUGCAGACGAACAGCAAGAGCGAUAUUGUUGGCGUGGUGGUGAGGAAGGUGGUUGUGGAGGGUGGAGAGGCCCGGCUGGGUGGGGAGAUGGCGGCAGAGUUUUGGAACUGAGGGACAAUUUAGGCGUUCGUGGAUGGCGUCUUCGGCUCGGCGAAAGCGGGACGUCUGUAUUGUACGGGUAUAUCCAUUCGGCAUGAUUUCAGGGAAAACUCCUUUCAAUGACAAAAUAUGAAUUCCAUCUAUCGUCCAGAGCAUUGCUUCAUUUCCCCUAACUCUCAAGCGCCGAUCUCGCUCAUUGGAUAUCUUGCCCCAUCCUAGCAGACAUUUUGGCGGGCAUCUAUCAAUUCCGUCCGCAAACUUCAUCGCAUCGUACUCAUCGAACGUAUCCACCGCGAAGAGACCCUACACCUUCACUCCUAGGCGGCGCCCCACGUCGCUGUACCAGAUCAACGAGAGCUCCAAGAAUGUACACAGGUCCUGAUCGUCCGGACGUAGUUGAAGAGGAGGGGGACACAGUACAGGUCGAAACACCGCG